AUACGGUGCAGCUCCUUUCCCAACGCUGCACGUUGGUUAGCCAGUACUUGGGUGGAAGCUUCCUACGCUACACUUCACCUGUAUUUCCCGAGGUGCUCUGUCAAGCAGAUAGUUAGGUCGUUAAUAGGAAGGCCAUGGCCGACACGGCCAUGGCUUCAUUGCAGACUGGCGGGGCACCAUCGCCAUUCUCUGCUGCAUUACCGAUAGGCGGCCUUGAAGCCCUUAAAUAUGCAGCCCAAGCGGAUGCCUUUCAGGACGACCCUAACUUUUAUUCCUGGCUAGAGGACUUUAUUGGGAAGCAGGACGAAGAGACGGUUAUGGUUGAUGCGUUUAGUACGCUGAACGACUUCAACAUGCAGUUCGACGAGUUUCAGCAACAAAAGCUGCAACACCAGCAGCAGCUUCACGGAGAACAACGGCAGGUGGCCAAUUCCGCGCAUGUGGCUCCUUCGGGUGCUCCGGUGUCGGAUAUCGCCAGUAUUGUAGGAACCCAAGCCGCGUCUGGAUCAAAUGGUAUACAUCCAACCGCGGAGGGCUUCAGCUUUAGCGCCCUGGCCGCAAGCUUGCAGCGCCACCCACAGCAGCUCCAGGACUUCUUCCCACACAGAAUUUCCUCCUCAUGCGCCUCCAUGGCGUCACACCCUUCCAGUCAUCCCAGCGACAGUAACAGCAACAGCAAUAGUCAGAACGUCAUUGGCUCGCCGUCAUCGGAGUCCGCCGACCUAAGCAGCACGCAUCAAGGCGCCAAGAUGGCUGCCGACACUCCGGUGCUGUCCUCUCAGCCCCAGGGCCCACAAGCAGCGGCACCGAUAGCCAAACAAGCUCGAAUGGCAGCUGCUGGUGACGUCAGCGCGGGCGAGCAAAUGUCCCUUGGGGCGUCAUUAGCCCCUGGCGACAGUGGGCUGUUGGCCGACCUCCACAAUUAUCUCCGCGGCGGUGCAGCCGACCCGAAGCUGUCCCUGAACGCACCGGCAGCGGCCCCAAUGCACAGCCACGGCACGGUAUCUUCUUUUGUGGGUCUGCCAUUUCCGGGCGCCUCGCGACCUGGCCCGGCUGCCUCCGGUGCUGGCGCGCAAGCUGGCCCCGGCAGCUGCGGCGGUAACGCUCUCAGCAGCGGAGUACCCUCCUUGGAUGCUCUCAUUGCCCGUGCUGUUUGCGGCAAUAGGAGCGGCAGGGACAGCAACAUCGACCGGCGUUUAACCGGCUUGGCUAGCAUUGGGCUCAGCGGCUGUGGAGGUGGAGGUGGGCGAGCAGCAACCGCAGCCGCUGGUGGCAUCGCUGCACAUCUGCCCCGCAACACCAACACCAACAACAGCACCUCGCCUAUUGGCAGCAGUGGCGACAUCAGCGGGUCGUGCGCGGAGGUGAGGGCCUUGAGCAGCGGUGAGCUGGCAUCUGGCGGCUCCGGCUGCGUGGAGGGGCUACAGCAGCAGCAUGCGCUGUCCAGUGGCGGCGGCGCACUGGCCAAGUUGUCCCACCUCCACCGCCACCACCCGCAGCACCCGCAACACCACGGACGCGGCAACUCCUCCGCCCAUGUGGGUCAUCAGCACCCCCACCCCUCCCUCCACAACCACCACAACACCAUUCCGGUCGCGCACCAAGCACACGUCGGCAAGCUCCCCUCAUCCCACUGGGGCGGCGGCCGCGGCGCCGGCGUCAGCGCCGGCAGCGGGCGGCCCACCCGCAGCGCGCGUGCCAAGGCAGUGUUUGCGGCUCUGGAGGCGGAGGUGGCGGGCAAGAUGGACGAGCUGGAGGCGCUGCAGCGGGAGCAUGCCACCCUGGCCAACCGCGUGGAGAUAUUGGAGGUGGCGUUGGAGCGGCAGGGUGUGGUGCUGGCGCUUAUGGAAGGGAAGAAAAGCAGUGGGGCGGCUGGCGGUGGUGGUGGUGGUGAAGAGGGAUGUGAUGGGGACGCGCAGGGAGCGGCAGCGGCAGCAGGGAACGGCAACAAGAGGAGCGCUGCGCAGGCGUUUUACACGCCAAAGUUGCUGGCAGCGGCCUACGCGGGUGGGUCAGCAGCAGCGGCAGGGGCGGCUGGGGCGGGGCAGCCCGGGGGUCCGGGUCUGGGUCCGCUGGCGCUGAUGGAGGCGAUGUCGGCUGCCCCGGGCGCGGUGGACAAUGCGGAGCUGGUGGAGUGGGCGCGGGGCUGCACGGUGGAGGCGUACAAGAGCUGGUACAAGGGGUCGCUGCAGGCGCUGUCGCUGGCGCUGUUGGCCCUGGAGGAUGAACCCAACAACCCCGCUGCGGAAGCCAGGAUAGUGCAGCUGGUCGCGGAGGGCCACGCGCGCACCAGCCUGGUGUGCCUCUUCCAGCCGCUGGUGCAGCUGCGGCUCAAGGGACUCAACCUGGAGACGGACAGCUACGACGAGCCGUCGGAGCAGCACUGGAUCGAGGUCAUCAAGUUCAUGUCGGUUCCCUGGGAGGGCGUUGUGGAGAUGGAGACGCUGUUCCACUCGUACAACCUGCUGCACGAGUCCUUCCGGUCGGAGCUGCAGGACACGCAGCGCGACCUGCAGCAGCUGCUGGAGUCGCAGCAGGGCGACCGGCUGGGCAGGCACCGGCACUGCUCGGGGGAGGCGAUACACAACGUCAUGCAGCAGGUAUCUCUGCUGAAGCGCGUGCGGCGCAUCCUGCAGAAGAUCCACCUGCUGUACAGCUGCACCAUCGGGGUGGCAGCCAUGCGCAUUCUCAAGCCCAAGGAGUUCGCCAAGUGCUGCAUCCAGUCCUACCCCUACUACCCCUGCGGCCCCUCCCUCAUGAAGGCAUGCGCGCAGUUCCGGGUCAUGAAGGCCCUGUACGGCCUGCCGGGCUGCGGCUGCUGACACUAGGGAGGGGCAGGGGGGCGGGGGCCGCAGUCCUUGCGAGGUGCUGCUGCUGCUGCUGAUACUGCUGCUGGGACUGAGCUUGCGCAUGCCCUGGGAGCCCCCCCAGGAGGCAGGGUGUCUCUGUGCGUCUUACCAACUUUAACUGCGUCUUACCAACUUGAACCGCUUGUUCUGUGAGAGCAGAACCGAACAAGUUUGAAUGCAUUAACUUCAAUAUUUCCACGCGUGCAAGGGAAUAGCAACAGUGUGCAAUGUGUUGUGAUGGGUCCGCCGUGGGGAUGUGCCCUGCUUGGCAGGCUAGGCGGAGUGCCGGUAAUACGGCUCUGUGGGGCAAUGUGUUGAGGCACCUCCUCCUCCUGUGAUGCAUAGUCACGCACAGGGUGACCAGUGAGGUUGGGGCCGGUUGUGGGUGUUGGUGAAUGUCGGGUGUGUGUUGUAGCACCUGAGCGGCUUAACGCUCCUGACCGUGGCUAUUCAGAUGUGUGGCAGGUCAGGACGUCCUAGCUUGCUGAUUGGACGCUGCUGGUCCGUGGUGGUGGUGCUUCUCCUGCUGUCGCAUGCAGCCUGGGCGCCUGAUUGAUGCUACUUACUUGGGGUUUUGCUGCUGAGGCUGCGUUGGGUGUGGGGGAGAUGGCGGAAGGUGAUGGGGCACGAGUUCUGUGUGAUACAAGGGCGUCGGCCCUUUGCCUUUGUGUCAACGUGCCUGUCAGGCUUCCCGGCGGUUCCCAACCGGCAUGUCAUAGGACCGAAUUCAACCCAAUUCGUGUUGCUUGGUAGGAGAAAUACCUGUCUGCAUACAUCUGUUCGAAUCCCGGGCAGUUUCGAUCCGGAUGGAAGUCGUAGCAGUUCCCAUGUGUGGCCGGCUGUGGGGGGUGCAACAUACCGGUACAUAACACAGCGGAAGGCCCGCUUUCGCAUUCGUCCGCCGUUCGGUUGUCACGGUUGAUGCACCUUGGUUGAUGCACGGUUGAAGUUAUCUCGAUACAUAUACUAAUCAUCACUGUCAUUGUUGCAGCUCGUCCGCAAGUCUUGAAGCGGCUUCGCAUGGCGGGUCGGCGGCUGCUUUGCGGCUUGGUUUCUAAUGUCGUAUUCCAGCAACGUCUGAGCAUGGUUGGGGGUGACGGCUUUGCAUUGUAGUAUGUGGUGUGGCAUGUUGUCGUACAGUACUUUACUUGCUGGUGCGUUUCCCUGCGCGGUAUCUCUGCGAAGCGGUGCUGGGGGUAUCCCGGGCUGUCCGCCGGUGUUGUAGCCGACCCUCGUACUUGCCCUAAUACUCGUUUUCACGUUCUCCGCUCGGAGGUGUGUUGUUAUCGUUCUCAUGGUGUAGGGUCCCCGCUGCCCGAAUGGCGGCAGAUGUGUGGGAGCAUUGGGGAUUUGACGAACUUCCUAAGGAACAUAGGAACAUAGCGUCCUGGUGUGUUCUUCAGCCGGCUGCAUGCGGGUCAUGUCGCCUUCUGUGGUCGGGCCGUCCGUCGUGUACUAAGUAAGGGUACUGGUAGUAAUAUUAUGAAGUGAUUACCGGUACUAAAGCAUUGCGGCGUUUUGUCCCUUUUCCUUUGUGGGAGAAGAGAAAUGCAGGACCCACGUGUUAUCCCGUUUGUCACGCGACAUGCAUGUUGGGGCAAUCUGGACCCGUAGCUCUGCAGUGUCGUCACAACUGGGCCGUGUGGUUUUGUAAUGAUGGCAGCAGAUGAGGGAAUGCAGGGGGUCAUCGUCCUCUCGAUGCCGUGUCGCGGCUGGGGCUCCACCCAAAAACCGUUCUGCCGUACAUUUCCCGUAAUGUUUGCGUGAGAGGGCUUCACUUUGUUGGGCCAGAACUCGA
This is a messenger RNA of Astrephomene gubernaculifera, 4647 nucleotides long. Lineage: Eukaryota; Viridiplantae; Chlorophyta; Chlorophyceae; Chlamydomonadales; Astrephomenaceae. The record is from the annotation of a GenBank genome assembly.